Microthlaspi erraticum is the source of this 1872-nucleotide messenger RNA. NCBI's taxonomy places the organism in Eukaryota, Viridiplantae, Streptophyta, Magnoliopsida, Brassicales, Brassicaceae. The record is from the annotation of a GenBank genome assembly.
AUGGAUCCAAAGACCUAUAGGGCAGUGGUUAUGGGUAAAGUGCAAGAUUUCGAAAAGGUUAUGCUGGAAAAUGAAAUUCCUGUUCUUGAUCAGGUCACUUUUCAGGGAAACACUAUCCUGCACCUUGCUGCUAUUUAUGGCCAUGCCCAACUAGUAAGGCGUAUCCUUGACCAUGAGCUAAACGUUCUUAGAGGUUGGAACCCUAACUUAAAUGGUAACUUCGUCUCGAGUUUCUCCCAUUAUCAGACUCUUCUGGUGAGACAAAACUCCAAGGGAGAUCUUGCUCUCCAUUUAGCAGCUGCUGCAGGACACGAGCUUAUAGUUGACCUUCUCGUUGAAUCCCUAAGAAGGCUUCCGCAAGAUAGAAGUAUCGUGCUUGGAUCUUUGCAGAUCGUUGUUGGAAACAUUUUCAGAGUUUUCAACAGUGAUGGGGAUACUGCAUUGCACCUCGCCUUGAAAGGAAACCAUGUAGCUGUUUCCUUGCAACUUGUUCUUGAAGAUCGGAGCACUUGCUUUCUUCUGGACAAGGAGGGUGUAUCUCCAUUGUAUAUGGCAGCUGAAGCUGGACAUGUUGCACUUGUGAAGCAUAUGCUACAGGGUCUGGAAGCAAGCUUUGUUGGGAAGUCAGUUUUGUGUGCUGCAGUUAAAAGCAAGAAUCUUGAUAUUCUAACAGCUAUACUGGAAAGUGACUCAGAUCUGGUAGACUCAAGGGAUGAAAAUGGAAGAACACCACUUGCCUUUGCAGCAUCUAUUGGAUAUGACAUAGGAGUGCAGCAUAUGCUAACCAGAUUUGCAAGCUCUACACAGAUUGCUUACGUUAAUAAUGAAGAUGGUUCUUACCCCAUUCACUCUGCUUGCGUUGCAAGUCACACCUCAGCUCUCAAGGUGAUCUUAAAACACCACCCAGACACGAUAGAGAUGCUUAACUCACAGGGUCAAAACGUUCUUCAUAUCGCUGCUGAAAGCGGGAACGCAAGAGCUGUUAGCUAUCUGUUGAGAAAGACUGAGAUUAAAAGGUUGAUCAAUGAACAAGACGUACAAGGAAACACACCGUUACAUUUAGCCAGCAUGACUACUAAUCCAAAGGUUGUAAGUCUCUUCAUACAGGACAAUAGAGUUGACUUGAAAGUACUGAAUAACAAAGGGCUCACCACUUUAGAUGCAGCUGAGGAGCAUAUGGCGGCUAUUCCUUCACUCCAACAGUGGUUGAUAUGGGUUGCAUUGGUGUCUGCUGGUACUACCAGAGGUCCACGAGUUCAUCUGAGAGCAGACAUUCCUGAUCCUACGACAGAUGAGGACUUAACCCUCAAAAUGUACAAGGACAGAGUAAACACUCUCCUUGUGGUGGCAACACUGGUGGCCACAAUGGCUUUCGCUGCAGGAUUGAGUGUGCCACUAGGUUACAACAGCACAGAGUUCAAGUCAAAUGUCAAACAUUCUUAUGAAGAAUCUGCGUUUCAUGCUUUUGUCAUCUGCAAUAGCAUUGCCGUCUAUGCUGCUGUUAUAUCGACGGUUGCUCUUAUAGGGACACAACUGGCUGACCUGAAAUGCAUGAUGACCACUUUCAAGUUUAUAGUGCCACUUCUGGGGUUCUCUAUUAUCGCCAUGUCUUUGGCUUUUGUCGCUGGCUUAUACCUGGUCCUGGGACAGCAUCAUUGGCUCGCCGUAUUUGUCUUGGCCUCAGGUGGCUUUUAUCUCAUGGCUCUUCUUCUGCUUAUCAUCCCUUAUGCCUCGCCUUAUACUUUUAGUCCGCUGCUUUUCCGCUACUUUUUGCGGUUUCCCUUUUCCGUGUUGGUUUUCUUUGCGUACUGGAGGGAUGGCACUGGUGGGGAAUGCUCGUCACCAGUUUCCCGUUGGUCAUUUAUUGGUUAA